CAUUUCGGCACUAGCCCACGUCAAGCGCGUUGUUUGUCUUCAACCCCACAAUCCCGACGUGCAGUGAGCGUGAGCGUGAACAGGGCGAUUGAGAUCAAGUCGAAGAGUCGCAGCGACGACAUCACCGCCCUACGGCCGCCACACCCACUGGCAUCCUCAUCACAUGACCCCGCCAAGCCGCUAACUCCCUUUGCGCGCGGACAAACGCUCAGGCUAGAGAGACCUCGCAGACGUUCACCACCCAUCCCGAUAUCACCAAGACUUGCGCCCGCAUCUCUCCAUCCCCGCAACACGCUGUUCCUGACGCGUACUGCGGUCUCUGACCCUUUUCGAGUGCGCCUGCGCCCCUACCACCCGCCACUCGCAAAUUGCGCGCUCUGCUUCAGCCUCCUGGAACGACGCGACUCUGCGACGGGCGGACUCCCGAGAGUCUCUCAUCGGCCUCAUCCUCAAGAGAGCUUCUGCCACCACCACUCCCCCCCGAUAAUGUCAUAG
Bipolaris zeicola 26-R-13 is the source of this 495-nucleotide messenger RNA. RefSeq lists its product as uncharacterized. The annotation marks the transcript as partial. Lineage: Eukaryota; Fungi; Ascomycota; Dothideomycetes; Pleosporales; Pleosporaceae. The record is from RefSeq and is a predicted model, not a curated record. The transcript has a single exon.